CGCAGAUGGAGGCUCCCAGGGUUCUGCUGGUGGAGGCUUUUUAUGGCGGUUCCCACAAACAGCUGAUGGACCUCCUGCAGGAGAACCUCUCCAGCUGCUGCCUAUGCUCCCUGCCCGCUAAGAAGUGGCACUGGAGGGCGAGGACUGCAGCGCUGAGCCUCAGCCAGAGCAUCCCCACCUCUGGGUCCUACAGGGUCCUGUUCUGCAGCUCGGUGCUGAACCUGUGUGAGCUGGUGGCUCUCAGACCGGACCUGGCCCGGCUGAAGAAGGUUCUGUACUUCCAUGAGAACCAGCUGGUGUACCCGGUCCGUAAAGACCAGCAGAGAGACUUCCAGUACGGAUACAACCAGGUCCUCUCGUG
Molecule: messenger RNA, 361 nt
Organism: Trematomus bernacchii (emerald rockcod)
Lineage: Eukaryota; Metazoa; Chordata; Actinopteri; Perciformes; Nototheniidae
Product: glycosyltransferase-like domain-containing protein 1
Source: RefSeq, a predicted model, not a curated record